Messenger RNA from Rhipicephalus sanguineus (brown dog tick), 1694 nucleotides. Its product is annotated as U-scoloptoxin(01)-Er1a. The transcript is spliced from 3 exons. Gene Ontology annotation, molecular function: chitin binding. The record is from RefSeq and is a predicted model, not a curated record. The coding region runs from base 47 to 496 and encodes 149 amino acids. Gene Ontology annotation, cellular component: extracellular region. Lineage: Eukaryota; Metazoa; Arthropoda; Arachnida; Ixodida; Ixodidae.
UUUCUUGCAGGCUUUGUGACCGGGACUACACCCCAAGUAAUCAAAGAUGAAGCAGUACCUCGCUCUAGCUCUCACCCUUGUUGCCGUGGCUGUUGCGCUACCAAGGUCUAAACGGGCAGCCUACGAGCUGCCGGACGGCGUCGAGUUCCUCGUCGGAUCCGUGAAGACCUCCUUUACCUGCCCAGCCAAGAAUGGUUACUUCGCGGACGUGGACAACGCCUGCCAGAUCUUCCACGUGUGUAACGUCGUGCCCAAGGAAGACGGCAGCACUGAGGUGCAACAGUACAGCUUCCUGUGCGGCAACCAGACCGUGUUCAACCAGUUCUCGCUGACCUGCGCCCUGCCUGAAGAUGCCAUCCCAUGUGGAAGCUCGGCCGACUUCUUUUACCUCAACGACAGGAUCGGCCAGGAGAAGGUGAACCUGCACGACGACGCCGACCUGCAGCGUGCCGUCCAGAUCAUCCCGCGGUACCAGCAAGCACCAUUCAAGGCUUGAAGCCCACUGCCGCCGCCACCGCCACGUUCACGCGAACGCGACACCGUACUGUAGCCAGUUCGAAUCGAGCCUGUGAUCGUGUGAAUGAAGAACCGUGACCGAGGCGACAAGCCGCAAAAGAACUCGCGCACACGUCCACCGCGUGCUCGCUGUUUUUUUGCCUUUGUUACAGCGCUUGCCUACGGCAUGCGAUGGUUUCUAUCCGAGCAAAACGACACCUACGCGAAGGAACCAUCCCACAUAAAGUAGCCCAUACUGCAAGAUGCCCACAUAAAUUAUUAGGAGACCGAAAAAAAAAAACCACUGCUAUUAUAUGCAGCGCUUCGUGCAGAAACAUAAGAACUGCCGUCGGACCGAAAAGGUAGAGAGAAGGCGCGAGGAGAGCCAAGUAAAAAGAAAAGCGCAUAGAAACCUGCUUCGCGUCGCUCCAGCAUUUAUAAAGUAGGCACUGGAGCAACGUACAAAGCCCGUCAUGGAGGAUCACCCGACGGCGAUGACGCGGAAGGCGCACACUGCCGCUCGCUUGUAUUUUAGCUAGGCUCACCACAUUGUCGCAUUCGUGUCGACGCUGCCAAUGAGAUACGGAGAUUCCGUUAUCUUUCAGCGCCUUGCGCACGUCCCUUGCUUUGGGUUGUACAGUCAUAAAUGUCCUGGGAUAGAACACCACGAGUGUUCUCUUGCGACACCUUACUACUUUCGAGCUCCUCCACGCGGUUUUGGCUUUCUUUUUGCUUUUGGGUGCAGGUCUGCUGAGCAAUCCAUUGGGUAGGAGCACAAUGCCUGAAGCUACGUGACGUUGCCGCUGUUGGUCCUCUAUUCUUAGUCAUUAGCCAUGUAGCUAGCGUCUUCGCUUCUCUGCAGUCAUCCGUGAGCUUGUAUGUACAAAAAGGGAACUGAAAAAAAAAAAGAAGAAAAUGUUCCUGCUGGCUUGGUGGCUGUGUGAUGCUCCAUGGGUAAUUUAGCAUGGGUAAUUCUUUCUGUUGCCGCUGAGCUUCUGGAAACUGCAACUUCCUGUGUAACAGAAGUGUCCGGUGUUGCAAUCUUUGCUGCCUUUUCUCGACUGUCACAUUUCUCGGAUAUGCGUUAACGCAUAAUGUACAAAAUGCCAAAUGCUUUGUGUGACACCUUGAAUAUGCUGCGUCAUGGUGAAAUCAUGGUCUCAUACGCUUUGCACGAAUAAAAUACAUUGUUGGUCGUU